This is a messenger RNA of Humulus lupulus (European hop), 1170 nucleotides long. RefSeq lists its product as uncharacterized. The record is from RefSeq and is a predicted model, not a curated record. The transcript has a single exon. Lineage: Eukaryota; Viridiplantae; Streptophyta; Magnoliopsida; Rosales; Cannabaceae. The coding region runs from base 1 to 1170 and encodes 389 amino acids.
AUGACUCAACCACCAGGAUUUGAAGAUCCUAAUGCUACUAGUUUGGUUUGUAAACUUAAUAAGGCUUUGUAUGGUUUAAGAAAAGCUCCAAGGGCUAGGUUUGACAAACUUAAGUCUGCCCUUUUUGCAUGCGGUUUCAUUUGUUCUAAAGCUGAUAACUCCUUGUUUAUUAGACAAACUAAUCUUCACACUACACAUAUCUUAUUAUAUGUAGAUGACAUUUUAAUUACAGGGACUUCUACAACUGCAAUACAAAUACUUAUUUCAGAUCUUCACAAGGCUUUUGCUUUAAAAGAUUUAGGGGAGCUUAAUUAUUUUCUUGGCAUCCAAGUAGAACACACUUCGAAUGGGCUUCAUUUAUGCCAAAAGAAGUAUAUUACUGAUGUCUUAACCAAGGCUAAACUCCAAUAUGCUAAUAGUCUUGGCACACCUAUGACAGGGGGUGAGAAACUUUCAUCUUUUGGGAGUGAUCCUAUUCAAGGUCCUCAUCAUUAUCGCAGCCUAGUUGGUGCCUUACAAUAUGAAACAAUCACUAGACCAGAAAUUUCUUAUGCUGUCAACCGUGUAUCUCAGUUCAUGCAUAUUCCUCUUGCAUCUCAUUGGAAAAUAGUGAAAUGGAUUCUCCGCUAUCUUAAAGGGACUCUUGAUUUUGGCCUUCACUUACAGACGUGUUCCAAGCUCUCUUUGACUGCAUUUUGUGAUGUUGAUUGGGCAUCAGAUCCUGAUGACAGGAGGUCCACGUCUGGUCUAUGUGUUUAUCUUGGUCCCAACCUUGUUUCUUGGUCCUCAAAGAAACAAAGCACAAUCUCAAGGUCUAGCACAGAAGCUGAAUAUAGGAGCCUUGCUCAUGUCACUACCAAGGUUACUUGGGUUCAGUCUUUGUUGUUUGAGUUGCAUCUUCAUCUUCCAAGGGCUCCUACAAUAUGGUGUGAUAACUUAAGUACAGUUUUGAUGUCUGCAAACCCUGUACUUCAUGCUAGGACUAAGCACAUCGAACUAGACCUCUAUUUUGUGUGUGAAAAGGUGCUGAACAAGUCUAUUGUUGUCAAGCACACUCCAGCUCAUGACCAAGUCACUGAUAUAUUGACCAAAGCUUUGUCACCCUCUCGUUUUUUUCUUCUCAGAGACAAACUUCGAGUACUUUCUUCUCAGUUUGAGGGGGAGUAUUAG